This is a messenger RNA of Triticum urartu, 1275 nucleotides long. RefSeq lists its product as uncharacterized. NCBI's taxonomy places the organism in Eukaryota, Viridiplantae, Streptophyta, Magnoliopsida, Poales, Poaceae. The record is from RefSeq and is a predicted model, not a curated record.
AAUUAUGGUAUGGAAAAUGAAGACGUGUUUGUGCCACUUGAUCCGCGACUAGUUUGGGUAAAAAACCACAAUGUGAACAGAAGGAAGAAGCGGGUGCCGUCAUCGUCUGAUCUCAAACUACUUUCGCUCAAUCGUCUUAAACAGCAGCAAGCUUGUGAGGAUAACCGCAAGGUGGCUGUGAAGGAUGUAAGUUGGUGGAAGAAGUGGGUGGCGGCGUGGAUGGAUGUGGUGAGUAGGAAGAAGUGGGUGGCAUGUACAGGCAUAUUCAUCAUGCUCAUGCUUGUCAUGGCCGCCAUCCCGCAUGACGAGGACUACCAUGACUUUGCCGACCAACGCACACUUUUCCUUGGGAUCCCUAAUACGCUGGAUGUGAUCUCAACAAUCCCCCUCUUUUUUGUCGGUCUCGCCGGGCUCAUCCUUAACCACUGCAAAAGCUAUUUCAGGAUAUGGUCACAGGGGGAUCUCUACACACUCUUUGCUACUGUCAUUGCUUCUGGCUUUGGUUCAUGCUAUUACCAUCUCAACCCAAAAAAUGGCACCCUAUUUUUGCACAGAUUGCCAAUGGUGACCGCUUUCACAUUUUUUGAGGUCAUUUUCGUUAUUGAAAAUUUGGAUGAUUGGGCAAGACCAAAGUCCCUUGCAUCAACAAGCUACUGGUUAUGGGCAGCAGGAUUGUACAUCCUUGCUAGAUUAGAAGAGGUUGCGGACAAACGAAUUUAUAGGUGGACUCUUCAGAUUGUUAGUGGGCAUACUCUUGGUCAUUUAUGUGCUUCGAUGGUACCUCUUUUUUUGAUUCUCAUGUUAGCAAAAAAGACAAGGCCAAUUGAACUAGAAAGACGCAUGGCUCCAGUGCAUCAUCAACUAAAGCUUACUUUCAUGGUCUGCUUGUUGGUGCCCAAGUUGAUCUGCCUCUGGGUGCCCAAGAUACAGGUUAGUGUCAACAUUUGCGAAGUCGGCAUUCUGAUGUGGGAGUUUGGUGCUCGUUCUGUUAAUCAGGCAAAGAUCUCUGACCAGCGAGCAGUGUUAGAAACCCCAAUUCGUGCUUGGGAGAUGGUGUCGCGAAUUCAUGGCCUUUGGGGGAUGGACAUUUACAAGAAUAAGGUGCAUCAGUUUUUACAGAUCUGUCUCAUUCUGUCAUUCGUCUUAGAGCAUCUCCAACAGCCGCGCAACGCGCCGCGCGCAAAAAAGGCAUUUGCCGUGCUCCGUUUGUCUGGUUUGGCGCGGCCGGCAGCGGUGGCUCCAGCAGACGCGUUAAAAUUGAGCGCGCGCGCGUAG